Daldinia vernicosa is the source of this 3031-nucleotide messenger RNA. RefSeq names its product ARM repeat-containing protein. The record is from RefSeq and is a predicted model, not a curated record. Gene Ontology annotation, biological process: post-transcriptional regulation of gene expression. Gene Ontology annotation, molecular function: mRNA 3'-UTR binding. Gene Ontology annotation, cellular component: cytoplasm. Lineage: Eukaryota; Fungi; Ascomycota; Sordariomycetes; Xylariales; Hypoxylaceae. The coding region runs from base 670 to 2946 and encodes 758 amino acids. The transcript is spliced from 4 exons.
GCACUUGCCGUAAUUUUAAUACGUCAAGGUCGUCACCUACUUCUAUCAUACCGUACCCAUCAGUUGCAUAUUAACGCAACUUCUUCUCCCCUUCAGCCAGAAUUUAUCCAUCCUUCCCACCUUCAACAUCUUCCACCAUCCAACUCCUCUAACUCCCAAACCCAUCCACUACUUUUCUUCCAUUUCACUCUCACUAUACCAUCUAAUUCUUUUGUUGCAAUCGAGGCAUCUAUGCCAUUUGUCAACUUCUAUUUUGGGCACUUAGUGGUUCAAUUUAAAACAGAUUCUCUUUCUGCCGGCGACAUUCUUUGCUUCUGUACUGAUUAGGACAGAAGCUAUGUCUGCUAUUCCGGUUCUUUCGACUGGGUCUCCGAACCCUCGUCGCACACCUGCUUCCAACAAGCCUUUGAAGGAGGAAAACAUCAAGGUUGGCAAAGAGGAUACCUCUACUGCCAAUGUAAGUGAUGUCCUUACACGUCUCCUUCGAUAUGUGAGUGAUUAUUAUGGUUUGGUUAACAUACCUAUCCUUUGUAAUUGUGUUCAUCCAUCGGUCUUGUCCAUAUUAUACCUUGCUUAUCGGAUAGGUUACUCUUCUUAUCUCUGGCUCGGUAUUGUUCGGAUGACGCAGCCGAAACUAAUGGUUGUCUACAACAGGAACCGGAUGUCCCUAUGUCUCAGAAGAAGUCAGUUUCUGCUCUCUCGACCUCUUCCUUAGCCAACCAGAGCUAUCCUAAGAAGAUGAAGCUUAGUCACGACUCAUCAUCAGGUCCUUCUAGCUCUCCUGAUCCAAACCCAAUGGACCACCUACUGGAGAAACUCUCCCAACAGCAAACUGCACUCCACAAACAGGGAGAUGCUUUGAAGACCUCUGAAGGGAACUAUGUGUACCCUCCUGCCUUGGACCAUACGCCCUCAAGCAAUUCGGUACCAAUUACACCAGCGAACGAGAACUUCGGCAGCGCAGGCCCGACCACUCGACCGGCCAGUGCGGCUUUGAAUGAUGGGAGCCCCAGCAACGAAGAGGUCCUUCGCUUGAAGCUGCAACUUACCCAGGCUCAAAACAAAAUCACUCGACUCGACCAUGAGCUUGCUCAGAGUCGCCACACUCGACCCGGACUGGCAGAACACGCCAUGGGUGGCUCUCCGCUAGAUGUAGAUUUCCCUUCUGGAUUUCAGGUUCCUCCUAACCCAUCGCGAGUCCCGGGUCCUACGACCCUUGGUGUUGGCACUCAGCAGGUAAUUGGCAGGGAAGGUGGUAAUUCCUGGUCCACUUUUGAUGACUCUCGGUCGGACACCAGUGAUGCCUUAUCAGCUACAGGCUUUAACCGCUCUCGUAACAUCUGGGGGCCAAGCAAGAGUGCUCAAGGCUCUUUCCAGGGCGGUUUCCCAGGUCCUGAUUUACGCCAGAGCAGCCAAUGGAGUGGACGUGGUGCCAGUCAGGGGUACAUGGAUCAAAGCCUGACUUAUGAGCCCGUGGCUCCUGGUGGUUAUCGUGGAGAUCGCCUGACGCCGGAUUAUGACAUGACGAUUCGUCCCGUUGGCAACCGACGGAACAAUCGAGUUGAUAAUCGCCUUACAAUGCCUGCUUUUAGUGCACAGCCAGGAUUUGGAGGUGGUUACAACUACGGUAAUGGUCAGUACGGAUCUGAUCAUGGCAUAUCUGGACCGACCCCGGCUCCGACUGGUUCGGGAAUUUACCCUACUUAUCAGCCUACCGCUGUCGGUACACCGCUUUCGCCUCUGGCGAGUGAGUUCACGUCAGUUACGGGUAGUGCACCUUGGAAGUCGGAGCCCGGAACUUCUGAAGGCCAGACCUAUUUACCUACCACGGAACCUCUGAACUACCGCCGCUUACUUGAUCGCAAUGUCAACUGCAAUUGGAAGUACAUCGUUGACAAGAUUGUCUGCAACAAUGACCAGCAAGCGUCGAUUUUCUUGCAGCAGAAACUCAAGGUCGGAACGCCAGACCAGAAAUAUGAGAUAGUAGAAGCAAUUGUUGCCCAGGCUUACCCACUGAUGGUUAAUCGCUUUGGCAACUUCUUGGUACAACGAUGCUUCGAGCAUGGAACCCCAGAGCAGGUGGUCAAGAUCGCCGAGGCCAUUAGAGGAUGCACACUCAACCUCUCAAUGGACCCAUUCGGCUGCCAUGUAGUCCAGAAAGCGUUUGAUUCCGUCCCGGAAGAUUACAAAGCUAUCAUGGUCCACGAAUUACUCCGACGCAUCCCGGAGACCGUUAUCCAUCGAUAUGCAUGCCACGUCUGGCAGAAGCUCUUCGAGUUGAGAUGGACCGAGUCCCCGCCUCAAAUCAUGAAGUACGUGAACGAUGCGCUCCACGGCAUGUGGCACGAGGUUGCUCUUGGAGAGACGGGAAGCUUGGUUGUCCAGAAUAUCUUCGAGAAUUGCCUCGAAGAGGACAAGCGUCCUUGUAUUGAGGAGGUCCUUGCCAACAUCGAUAUCGUUGCUCAUGGCCAGUUUGGAAACUGGUGCAUCCAGCACAUCUGUGAGCAUGGCGCGCCAGCUGACCGAAGCAGAGCAAUCGACCACGUCAUUCGCUACGCAGCAGAGUACAGCAUGGACCAGUAUGCUUCCAAAGUAGUUGAGAAGUGCCUGAAGAUCGGCGGAGCUGAGUUCCUGGCACGAUACCUUGACCGAGUCUGCGAAGGCCGUGUAGACCGUCCCCGAAUCCCUUUGAUUGAUAUUGCUAGCGACCAGUAUGGCAACUAUCUCAUUCAGUGGAUAUUGACCCAUGCUUCCCCUCAACACCGCGAGAUUGUUGCCGCGCAUAUUAGAAAGCAUAUGGUGUCUCUCCGUGGAUCCAAAUUUGGAUCUCGUGUCGGAAUGCUCUGCACUAACCCGGCUGUGGCCACUCGACCGGGACCUGGUGUUAGUACUGGCUUAGGACGCAUGCCCACGGGUCCUCGAUACAAUGGCCGUGCUUACCAAUAAUGGCAUGGUACUUGCUCGACUGGUUUCAUGACGGAUUUGCGUUUGAUUCAAUUGAUGAAUGGCCUCGUAUCUUUCGCCUCAAAAA